AUGAUGCUCCCUGUUCGUGAUUCUUUUCGUCCCGAGUUUGAGGCAGGAGGAGAAGAGGCCCCCCUCCUGCGUCGCAGCGGAGGGCUUUGCCCUGAGGAUGGCAAUUGUGUGCAGCGGUUGUUUGCAUUUGCAUGGCGUUGCUUGUGUGGCGUUGGACUUUCAAACUCAGAGCGAUUAAUUCAUUUCAACGGAUAUUCUAUUCCUCAUAGAUUUACGAGUAAUGCCAUCAAGAACACCAAAUACUCCUUUUUUACCUUUCUACCCGUCGUCCUCUUCCAGCAGUUCAGGUGUGGCAACCGCAGCAGUAGCAACAGCAGCCGUUGGUGUUGCAGCAGCAACCACUUCAGUAGUAGUAGUAGCAGCAGCAGCACAGACCUUUUCAUACCAGGUGGAUCCUUGCUUUCUACCGCAGCCCUCAACGCAGGCGCACUAUGGUUGCUGUCAGUUGACAUGUUUUUCUUUAACUUGUUCUACCUCCUCGUGGCUUUGGCACAGCUCGUGCCGAUCCUCCAGGUCGGGCCCCUGUUCACCUACUUGGCACCUUUGGCCUUCGUGCUGCUCGCAACUUUGGCAAAGGAGGCAUAUGAUGAUAUUAAAAGAUGGCUUCGAGAUAAAGAAAUGAACGGCCAGCUGUACAUGCGACUCCUUCCUACCGGGUUUGUCCCUGUGAGCGCUAGUGCCAUAAAGGUGGGGAAUAUCAUAAAAGUUGAGGCUAACGAAAGAGUUCCUGCAGAUUUAGUUUUCUUAAAAACAACUGAGAAAACUGGCAGCUGUUUUGUAAGAACAGAUCAACUCGACGGGGAGACAGAUUGGAAACUCAGGCGGGCAGUGAAUCUAACACAGCAUUUGGCCACAGCGGAGGAGAUUGCCUCUUUAGACGCCCAAGUUCUGGUGGAGGCGCCACGACAGGAUAUCUAUGAGUUUACAGGCCGAUUUUCCUACUUCGGCGGCGGCGGUGGCAGUAGCAGCGGCGACAACAGCCGAGUGAGGCGAGAAGAGACAGGAGAUGCGGCACCUACAGCAACAGUCACAGUUCCCACAGAAGCCCACAGGGAUUCUGUCGUGCCGCCCCCACAGCAGCAGCAGCAGCAGCAGCAAGAUCCAAUCACCAGCAAAACAGCCCCUUCAGCAGCAGCAACGGCAACAGCAGCAAUAGCAGCACCAACAGCAGCAACAGCAGCACCAACAGCAGCAACAGGGGGGCCUGGCGACGCAGUGGUAGAUGUGGGCCGGGGUGUAUGUGGAUCUUGUCACGUGGAGCCCUUGGGGCUGGAGCAGGUUCUUUGGGCAAACACCGUCGUUGCUUCAGGAACUGUCAUUGGGAUUGCAAUCUACACAGGCAGAGAGACUCGGGCGAGUAUGAAUGCAUCGCAGGCAAAGACAAAAGUUGGCUUAUUUGAUUUGGAGGUCAAUUUAAUGUCUAAGAUUUUAUUUGGUCUCCUCUGUCUUCUUUCUCUCUCUCUUGUCGCCUUAAGGGGAUUCGAAGGAAUUUGGUUUAUCUACUUUUGCCGAUUUAUACUUCUGCUUUCAUCUAUCAUCCCCAUUAGUCUACAAGUCAACCUCAUCAUAGCCAAGACCAUCCACAGCCUCAACAUAAUGCGCGACAAGAAGAUGAAGGGCGCACUGGUACGCACUUCCACUUUGCCUGAGGAGUUGGGCCGCAUUGGUUAUUUGCUGACGGACAAGACAGGGACACUGACGCAAAAUGAAAUGCGAUUUAAAAAGUUACACAUUGGGAGGGCAAUCUUCGCGGAAGACAGCCUCCUCCCGCUGCAGCAGAUAGUGCAGCAGCAGUGCGCAGCAACAGCAGCCGCAGCAGCCGCCGCCGCCGCCGCAGCAGCAGCAGCAGCAGCUGCUGCUGCUGCAGCGGAACCAGGAAGCCCCCCCGAAGGGAACCCUGUAGACCCCGCUCCAGCGGCACCCGCGGGUGUAGCCGGAGGGGGCUUAGCGCAGGAAAGACGUAGCAGGAGAGCAGAAGUAGAAAGCGCUGUUUUUGAGGCAAUUAAAGGGCUUAGCAUUUGCCAUAAUGUGACCCCCGUCUUCGAAGACCAAGAGCUGAGAUUUCAAGCUGCUUCUCCUGACGAGGUGGCAUUGGUCAACUUUGCCAGCAGCGUCGGCCUCCGGCUGGUGGAAAGAGAUGAACACACAAUGACACUUCAGGGAGCUGAGGCUGUGAUGCUGUCUCUGGUGAGCCCGAAAGGGUCGCAAUGGUUGGGAGAAGAAUGCGACAACUUUGGCAGACAAGGCCUUAGAACUCUUGUCUUGGCAUAUAAGGAGUUGACGGACUCUCAAUUGGAGGCAUUUAGGAUUAAAUAUGAAGAAGCGAGGAGACACAUGCAGCAGAGAGAACGAAGAAUCCGUAGAGAAAUAGAACGACUUGAACAAGACUUAAUUUUAUUAGGACUGACGGGAGUAGAAGAUAAGUUGCAAGAGGCUCAGGAAGCAUUGGAGAGGUUUAGCAUGGGUCCUAGCGAGUCGGUGCUGGUGGUGGAGGGCAGCGUGUUGUCUUUGUUUUUGUCUUAUUUUCCGAAGUAUUUCAUUCUUGCUGCCUGUCAAGCUCCAGCUGUGAUUUGCUGCCGCUGCUCUCCCACUCAGAAGGCAGCCGUUGUUUCGCUUCUAAAGCUGUACACAGACAGACGCACCUGUGCAGUUGGAGAUGGAGGGAACGAUGUCUCCAUGAUUCAGGCAGCAGAUGUGGGUGUGGGCUUGGAAGGAAAAGAAGGACGGCAGGCGUCUCUUGCAGCAGAUUUCUCUCUGUCUCAAUUUUGUGAUCUGCGGCGGUUGUUGCUUUGGCACGGCCGUAAUAGUUAUCAGCGCAGCGCCAAGUUGUCUCAGUUUGUCGUCCAUCGUGGUCUUAUCAUUGCAUGCGUUCAAGUUAUCUUUUCUGCCGUUUUCUUCUUUAUUCCCCUCGCCAUCUUCCAGGGUUGGCUCCAAGUCGGCUACGCAACAUACUACACGACAGCUCCCGUCUUGUCUCUCGUCUUAGACGUUCAACUCCCGGAGAAAGUUGUUUUUAUGUUUCCUGAGCUAUACCAGUCCCUUAGAGCAGGCAGAGCCCUUUCUAUUAAAAGCUUCUUCGGUUGGGUUUGGAGAUCGGUCUACCAGCAGCGUUUCGAUUCAGGGCGUGCUGCAGCAGCCGUCAUGUUGGAUGCUCCGGAGGUUGCUGCUGCCUUUGGUGCCCCUGCACUUGUUCCGUAG
Eimeria maxima is the source of this 3198-nucleotide messenger RNA. Its product is annotated as phospholipid-transporting ATPase, P-type, putative. The transcript has 19 exons. Gene Ontology annotation, biological process: phospholipid translocation; endocytosis; retrograde vesicle-mediated transport, Golgi to endoplasmic reticulum. The coding region runs from base 1 to 3198 and encodes 1065 amino acids. The record is from RefSeq and is a predicted model, not a curated record. NCBI's taxonomy places the organism in Eukaryota, Apicomplexa, Conoidasida, Eucoccidiorida, Eimeriidae. Gene Ontology annotation, molecular function: ATPase-coupled intramembrane lipid carrier activity; ATP binding; ATP hydrolysis activity. Gene Ontology annotation, cellular component: trans-Golgi network; endosome; plasma membrane.